UAUGCUUCACGGCAAAGAAAGCAACUAUUAUGUAUGUAUUGGAUUUUGGAUAUUUAUUUAUUAUUUGUUAUCUGACAACUGUAACAUAAAUUAUAAAAAUAGUUACUUCUGUACUAAGUUGUGGUUUACAAAUUGAAAAAAUGGGUUCCCGUAUUUUAUUAAAAAAUUUUGCACAAAAUUUGCAAAGUCCCAGUAGAAGAUUUACAGUUGGAAUUGCAAGAUGUGGUAAUGACACUUCACCAAAAGAUUUAAAAGCAUUGGCAACCAUGCCAGCUGAAGCUCAACGUCAUGAAGCAAUGAAAGGACACAUAACAAUAUCACAACAAGAAGAUAUAUCAGUUGUAUCAGGUGUACCAGAAGAACAUAUAAAAACAAGAACAGUUCGUAUUUUUCAACCAGCUAAAAAUGCCAUGCAAUCGGGAACAAAUAAUAUCAACUAUUGGCAAAUUGAUUUUGAUACGAGAGAACGUUGGGAAAAUCAAUUGAUGGGUUGGUGCUCAACAGGUGAUCCACUCUCAAAUGUUAAAGUUGAAUUUACUUCAAAAGAAGAGGCCAUUGAACAUUGUGACAAAAUGAAAUGGCGUUAUUAUAUUCAAAAGCCAAAUGUCUCAAAUCCAAAACCACGAUCUUAUGGUGCAAAUUUUUCAUGGAAUAAACGUACUCGUACAACAACUAAAUAAAUAUUACAUUUUUAAUUAUUCAUGAUGAAUUUUGUUUUGGUUAAAAGGUAAAUAUUUUCCUGAUAAUGUACAGUAGUAAAUUGUAUGUCAAAUAAAUAUUAAAGUUGUAUAAAUUUUCAGUAACGCUCAAUAAAAUUCAACGAGUGAUAACAGAAUAUAUAU
Messenger RNA from Aphidius gifuensis, 842 nucleotides. It is a transcript of the gene ND-18, whose product is annotated as NADH dehydrogenase [ubiquinone] iron-sulfur protein 4, mitochondrial. The record is from RefSeq and is a predicted model, not a curated record. The transcript has 3 exons. Bases 141 to 680 code for a protein of 179 amino acids. Lineage: Eukaryota; Metazoa; Arthropoda; Insecta; Hymenoptera; Braconidae. Gene Ontology annotation, biological process: electron transport chain.